This is a messenger RNA of Coregonus clupeaformis (lake whitefish), 4639 nucleotides long. Its product is annotated as early endosome antigen 1. The record is from RefSeq and is a predicted model, not a curated record. The transcript has 29 exons. Gene Ontology annotation, molecular function: 1-phosphatidylinositol binding; metal ion binding. Lineage: Eukaryota; Metazoa; Chordata; Actinopteri; Salmoniformes; Salmonidae. Gene Ontology annotation, cellular component: early endosome. Gene Ontology annotation, biological process: endocytosis. The coding region runs from base 442 to 4638 and encodes 1398 amino acids.
AAAGCUCGAGUUUUGAAAUAGCCUAUAAUAGGGUCUGAGAAGAAAAAUAUUGGCAGGCCAGGCAUAUAGCCAAUAUGCGGUGAUAAUGUAUUAGGCCUGCCUACUGCACAAAUGUCAUUCCUACAGAACUCUUUUAUUAGGUAAAUGUAAGUCAUGUUUUUAAAAAAUCUGAGCGGUAGAUCUUGGCUUGAUUUUUGACUGCGAAAGUGAUCUUUACUCAGAAAAGGUUGGUGGCCACUGUUUUAAAACAAUGAAAUGUCUUGAACAUAGUUCUUACAGAGCCCAGCCCUCUCGCGUCCCGCCCCCUCACAGCUGCUGAAGCUCAAGCUGCUGUAUCAAGCAGUGGGCUUGUCAGGUGUACGGAGUAACUAACAACGGCGUAAACUUUCCCCUUGGAAAACCGAUCGUAUUUCAUUUGACUGACAAACACAAAUCGAUACCAUGCUUAGACGGAUACUUCAAAUGACUCCUGGGAAAGGAGGCGCUCAGAACUCUGAUUCAGACCAGCCCAGUGCAGACCUCAACAAUGACCAGACCUCCGAGGGGUUCAUCUGUCCCCAGUGCAUGAAGUCCCACAACUCAGCAGAGGAGCUGUUCAAGCACUAUGAACUAUACCACGAUUCGGGAGACCAGCCCUCCCACAUGGGCCCUGGCCGUGAAGACCUUGUGCUUCUCCGGCAAGAGUUGCAAGAACUGCAGACUUCGCUCAAGGAGGAGAAAUGGUUCUCUGGGGAGCUGAAGAAGGAACUGGACAAAGUGCAAGGACACCUGAAGCAAGCUCCACAGAACGAUGGCCAGACGGGCUCAGAGGAUUCUGCCCUGGCAAUUAAGCUAAACGAGGCGGAGACAGAGACGUUCAACAUCAAGCAGAUGAAAGACCUGUUUGAGCAGAAGGCUGCCCAGCUGGCCACAGAUAUAGUGGCCGUAAAGUCUCGUUAUGAUGAGGAGAAGAGCCUGAGGGAGGCUGCAGACCAGAGGCUGGCAAACCUGAGCCAGGAGCUGCAGAGAGAGAGGCAGGACAAGGACCAGCUCCACACUGAACUGCUGCAGCGGCCAGGAGUGGAGGACGUGGAGGUACUGCGGAAGGAGCUGAUUCAGGUGCAGACGUUGAUGGACAGCAUGACACGUGAGAGGGAGGAGGAGUCAGAACGCCUCAAGAGCAAAUACGAGCAGCUGCAGGCUGACCACACCAGCUCAGAGAUGACCAUCUCCCAGCUGAAGGCAGAGCUAGAAAAGGGACCUCAGGAGGCAGCCGUGUACACCCAGCAGAUCCACCAACUCCAGAGCUCUCUGAACAACCUGCAGCAACAGAUCCAGAUGCUUUCAGAGAAGCUGGUGCGCAGGGAGAAGGAGUUUCAGGAGCUGGAGGAGGGCCUGAGGGCUGAGCAGGUCUCCAAGAAGACAGCCCAGGCCAGCCUGCACCAGAGGGAGCUGGAGGUGCAAGAGCUCCAGGCCCGGGCGGCGGCUGCCGAGGCCAGCCUGCAGAGAGCCCAGGCAGAGCUGGGGGAGCUGGGGGACCAAGCCGGGAGGCUUCGAAGGGAGGUGGCUGAGCUGGAGGCCAAGCACAGGGAGGUGAAGAUGGAGAGGAAGCAGCUGCAGCAGCAGAGGGAGGAGAGGGAGAGCCAGGGCCUGGUGCAGCAGAGUGAGAUCAGCCAGCUGCAUGCUAAGCUGCUGGAGGCGGAGCGCCAGCUGGGGGAGGUGCAGGGCCGUCUGAAGGAGCAGAGGCAGCUCUCUGGGGAGAAACUGAAGGACCGCGAGCAGCAAGCCGCCGACCUGCAGAUCAAACUGUCCCGCUCAGAGGAACAGUUGAAGGAGAACAGCAGUAAGACGUUGGACCUGCAGCACCAGCUGGAGAAAGCUAAGCAGCAACACCAGGAGCUCCAGGGCCUGCUGCAGAACACCAACACCAAGCUGCGAGAGGCACAGAAUGACCUGGAGCAGGUGCUGCGUCAGAUUGGGGACAAGGACCAGAAGAUCCAGAACCUGGAUGCCCUGCUGCAGAAGAGCAAGGACAGUGUGAGCCAGCUGGAGGCCGAGAGGGAGGACCUGGUGGCCAAAAUCCAGGCUGGGGAGGGAGAGGCGGCCGUGCUCAACCAGCUACAGGAGAAGAACCACACACUACAGACGCAGGUCACACACCUGACAGACAAACUGAAGAACCAAUCGGAGAGCCACAAGCAGGCCCAGGACAACCUCCACAAGCAGUUGCAGGAGCAGAAGACCCUCCUGCGGGCGGCACAGGACCAAGCCCAGGCUGUGGAGACCUCUCUAAAGGAACUGAACGCCCAGCUGACCGAAAGCAGGGAGAAGGUGGCCCAACUGGACACACAGUUGAAGGCUAAGACAGAGAUGCUGCUGUCGGCCGAGGCAGCCAAGGCAGCCCAGAGAGUAGACCUGGAGAACCACCUGGAGACGGCCCAGCAUGCACUGCAGGACAAGCAGCAGGAGCUGAGUAAGAGCCAGGCGUGUGGGGAGGAGCAGGGCCGGAGGCUGCAGGAGAGACAGGAGCAGUGUGGCCAGCUGGAGGCCAGUCUGAAAGAGGUCAAAGACAAACUACUGAUCUCAGAACAGCGCGUAGAGCAGCUGGAGGUGCGGGCCAAGAAAGCGGAGGCGGAGGGGGUGGAGCUGCGUGCUGCCAGGGAGCAGGCCCAGCAGGAAGUGCAGAAGCUCCAGAAGCAGGGGUCAGAAGUCAAGGGAAAGCUGAAGGAGCUGUGUUGCCAAUUGGAGACUGAGAAGGCUGGGGCUGUUGCGUUACAGGAGGAGCUGAAGAGAAAAACCUCCUCCCUGAGUGACACGCGACAGCAGCUGGAGCAAUGUGAGCAGGAGAAGACCUCCCUCCAGGCCAACUUGGAAAAGCUAGCCCAGGAGGGGCAGGCGCAGCAGGCAGAGCUGGACAGGAAAGCCCAGGGCUUGGCCAGGGAGCUCCAGAAGGCCCAGCAGGAGAAGGAGGCCCAGGGGAAGGAGCUGUUGGUGGUCAAGGAUGGCCUGGCUAAGGCCUCCAAAGCCAUCAAGGACAGCCAGAGCCAGCUGGACAAGGAGAGGAAGAGCAGCAAGGCAGUUAUGGAGGAGAGGGAGAAGUCCCAUGAGAAGGCCAGACAGGAUCUGCUGAAGGCCACAGAGGCCACCACCAAGGAGAUGGCAGAGGUCAAAGGGCAGUUGGACAAGAUCAUAGAGGCAGAAAAAGGGCUGAAGAUGCAGCUGACAGCAUUAACAGAGCAGCACACCAAGACCCAGGAGGCCCUGAAAGAGAAGGAUAAGGGGGUGCAGCAGCUGCAGGCACAGCUGAAGACAGCCCAGGGGUCCUUCAGCCAGGAAAAGAAGAAGCUGGAGAGCCAAGUGACCGAGCUGCAAGGAGCACAUGCCAAGAAGGCUGAGGAGGAGGGUCGUCUGAGGGAGCAGGUGUCAGGCCUCGGCCAGGAUUUGAGCUCUGAGAGGACCAGGACCACUGAGCUGCAGAAGGUUCUAGAGCAGUGUCAAGAAGGCCUGGCCAAGCUGCAGUCUGACUACUACGGCAAGGAGUCAGAGUUGUCAUCUCUCAGACAGGACCUCAAGGCGUCUGAGGAGAGGCUGACCCUGUUCCAGGAGGAGUUGGCUGCUAACCGGACCCAGCUGACUGGUCUAGAGGGGCAGGUCCAGGAGGUAAAGGCUGCCAGGGCCUCCCUGGAGCAGGAGCUGGCUAAACGGGAUCAGAGGCUUGGCCAGCAGGAGACAGCCCUCAAAGAGUUGCAGAAACAACAGGGUGUGACCCAGGAGGAGCUGCAGAAGGAGAGGGGCAGAGCGGAGGAGCUGAGCCAGACUAAGGCUGUCCUGGAGAAGGACACGAUAAGACUGGGCUCUGAGCUGAAGUCACUCAGGGAGAGGAGUGACAAGGAGUUGAGGGAGCUGCGGGAAUCCAAGCAACUGUUGAUCCAGCAGAAGCUGGAGACGCAGGGCCGGGUGGAGGAGGUGCAGGCAGCCCUGGAGCAGGAGAAGACCCAGCACCAGGCCACCAGAGACAGUGUUACCCAGAAAGAGGAGAAGCUACGGGCAGAGACCCAGGAGGUCCAGGCCCAGCUGGCGUCAGAGCGUAAUGCUCGGGAGGGGCAGGCGAAGCGGGGAGAGGAGGCGGAGGCGCGGCUGGGCCUACAGGUGACGGCGCUCAACGAGAACGUGGCCACGCUGAAGAGGGAGUGGCAGGGGAGCCAGCGGCACUGCGUCGAGCUGGAGAAGCAGACCGACGAACUGCGGGGCGAGAUCGCCGUGCUGGAGGCCACUGUGCAGAACAACCAGGACGAGAGGCGUGUGCUGCUGGAGAGGUGUGUGAAUGGUGAGGGGGAGAUGGAGAAACUGCAGGCCAAGGUAGUGGAGAUGAGGAGGAAACUGGAUGAUACGACAGCCGCCAUGCAAGAGCUGGGCAGAGAGAACCAGUCACUACAGAUAAAGCAGUCACAGUCUCUGACCAGGAAGUGGGCGGAGGACCACGAGGUACAGAACUGCAUGGACUGUGGGAAGGGCUUCUCUCUCGCCAUUAGGAAGCACCACUGCAGACACUGUGGCAACAUCUUCUGUGCAGAGUGCUCCGCCAAGAACGCCCUCAUACCCUCCUCCAAGAAGCCUGUGCGGGUUUGUGAGACAUGCUUCGAGGAUCUCCAGGGCUGAC